AUGUUAAGGUUAAGUUAUUCAUUUGGAAAUAAAUACCUCGCGUCACAAGGUAUCAUCAAUUUGUGCAACAAUGUCAAAUGUCUUGCUGUAAGACAUCAGUCCAAAAAUAACGCAAAACAAAAUGAAUUACAUUAUUUUAACUUUGAAGACGAUGAAAAAGAUGAAGAAACAAAGGCAAAAACUGAAGCCGAAAUCAUGAGGAUGCAAAAUAAAUCAAAACUUUUACCCCACCACUAUGAUACAAUCCAUGAUAAAAUUUCAUAUAAACCAAAUACAGAAUAUCAUUCUUCUUUAAAAUUUAGAAGACGUAUAUAUGGUAGAUAUGGAAAAGAAAGUGGUGUAAAUCCGAGCAUAUUAUGGCCGUCAAAAAUAGAACUCGAAGCAAUGAAAGAAUUUGAAGCAAUAGCUCAACCUGAUUCAUUUCAUGAACUUGUUAAAAAGGUGAAGGAAAAAAAUGAAGAAAACAAUAGAAUUCGAGAAGAAAUGGAAAAGAUGAUUCUUGAAAAAGUUAAAUUAGUUAAAAAAGAAAUAGCUGAUUUUCAAAAAAGAGUAGAUAUACAAAAUAAAAAAGCUUUAGAAGUCAAAGAAAAGAAGGACAAAUUGACGGAAGAAAUAAGAAGAGAAAUUGGUUAUAAAAUUGAUGUUAGGGAUGAAAAGUUUAAAGCCAUGUUUGAGGCUAAAUUAAAAGAAAGGAAAAAAGAAGAAAAAGCUAUGAAAAAAGAAAAGAGAAUUAAAUAUUUAUUAGAAAAACAAGAAAGUUUAAAAUCAUCUGAAAAAAUUUUAAAAGAUUCAUUGAUAUCUGACGAUGAAGAUGACACUCAUCCAAAUAUUGAUACUCCAUCUUUAUUCAGAUGGAGGCAUCAAGCCAGACUUGAAAGAAUGGAAGAAAUGAAAAGUGCUAGAGAAAUUCAAAAUCAAAAGGUGCAUGAUAAUAAAAAAAAAAUUAAAGAAACCAAAGAGAAAAUAGAAAUGGCAAAAAAAACAGGUUGUGAAAUGGGUGAUUUAUUAAAAGUUCUCGAAGAGCUUGAAAAGGAAGCAAGUGAACUUAAAGCUAAAGAUGAAGAGCUUUUGAAAAAAGAAAGAUUAACUCCUUGGAAUGUUGAUACAAUUAGUCAUUCCGGUUUUUCAAAAACCGUUUUAAACACCAAGCCAAAAGUUGUUAAAGAAGAAUUGAGCGAUCAGGAAAGAGAAGAAAAAUUUAAAAAAUUUAUUAAAGACAAUGAGAAAAAAAUAAAAGAUUUUGGAAUGUUACAAAAAUAUGAUGAUAGUAAAAAGUAUUUGCAGGAUAAUUUAGAUCUUGUUUGCGAAGAAACUGCCAAUUAUUUAGUUCUCUGGUGCAUCAAUUUGCAAAUGGAAGAAAAAGGAAGUCUUAUGGAUCACGUGGCACAUCAAUGCAUGUGUAUGCAAUACAUAUUGGAAUUAUCGAAACAUUUAGAUGUAGAUCCUCGAGCUUGUGUUGGAUCAUUUUUUAGCAAGAUUCAAGUGGGCGAUGUAGAUUACAAACAAUCGUUUGAAGAUGAAUUAACCGCAUUUAAAGAUAGAAUUAGAAAAAGAGCUCAAGAAAAAUUAGAUGUUUUAAUGAAAGAAGUCGAAGAAGAGGAAAGGCAAGCUCGUUUAGGUCCAGGUGGUUUGGAUCCUAUCGAAGUUUUAGAAUCACUUCCAGAAGAUUUAAAGAAAUGUUUUGAAACAACAGACAUACCAUUGCUUCAAACAACUUUAGCUAACAUGCCUGAAGACGAAGCCAGAUACCACAUGAAAAGAUGCAUCGAUUCAGGAUUAUGGUUGCCAGAUGGAGGUAAUAAAAAAGAAUCACCUAAGGAAUGA
Pediculus humanus corporis (human body louse) is the source of this 1824-nucleotide messenger RNA. RefSeq names its product paramyosin, putative. Gene Ontology annotation, cellular component: nucleus; cytoplasm. The transcript is spliced from 5 exons. Bases 1 to 1824 code for a protein of 607 amino acids. The record is from RefSeq and is a predicted model, not a curated record. Lineage: Eukaryota; Metazoa; Arthropoda; Insecta; Psocodea; Pediculidae. Gene Ontology annotation, biological process: protein stabilization; protein folding. Gene Ontology annotation, molecular function: protein kinase binding; protein-folding chaperone binding; heat shock protein binding.